GCCUUUUAUCAACGAGAGGUGUAACUGAUAACUCCUCUGUGGCUCACAGGUAUCUCAUACCUUCUUCAUAAACUCAUUCGUUUUCUGGCAAUUUGUGACUAAAGUUGCCUUUUUCGCGGGCAAUUCUUUUUAAUCGACAAUUAAUUAUAUAUAUUUUUUAAAGUGGAUAAUAAUUAUUUUUCUCAGUUUUUUAUUCUUCUAACGGUUUUUUUAAACAUUUUCUUAACGAUUUUUUGCCACGAAAUACAAGGAGAGGCAUUUCCUCUAUUUUAUUGGUGAAAAAGUUUGCGCUUCUCUGCAGAUAACGUCUUCACAUCAGUCUCUCCCCUCAGAGCUAAAAAAAAAUGAGUGGUGCUGAAAAUCGUGCCUUUGAACUGGAAGAGGCACGUCUAGAAGUUGUUGAUAACGGAAAGAAAGUCAAUGGAAACGAUGAUGAGGAGGAUGCACCCAUUGCUGUUGCUUCAACUAGUUCCAUACCGCCGAAAAAGACAACAUUCCUGGACAAAAUUUGGGAAUUCCUGGGAAAGAAUAAGCAAAUAAUUGUAACAAUAGUUCUUGUUCUUUUAAAUAUUGGCGUUUUCAUCUAUUUUGGCUUUGCAACACAUUUCUUUGUAGAAUACACAUGUUCCUCAGGCGGGAAUUGUGACAUGGGCUGGUGCCAUGGGUAUGGAUUCCUCAUAAUUCUCAUGGUACUCAUCUACGUGGGCCUUAUUUACUUCCAAAUCAUCAAACGCUUCUGGGGACGGCAGAUUGCCAAAAGUGCCAUUGAGCCCUUUACGAAAUUCAUAAGGAAACUCUUCAGUUCUCGCUUUGUACGCGUGGGUGCUGUGCUCAUAGUUUUAGCGGCAUUUGUGGUUUAUUUGGUGUUUGAGACAACAGAUAACCGGAAUCGCCUAAGAGGAUUGGUGGGAAUUGCUGUGAUUCUUGGUUUUGGAUUUAUCUUCUCCAAGCAUCCGUCGUACGUAAACUGGCGUCCAGUGAUUAUGGGAACGAUUCUUCAGUUCCUUUUGGGUCUCUUCUGUAUUCGAUGGGAUGUAGGUCGGAGUAUCUUUGACUGCAUUGGGCAAAAAGUUACAACAUUCCUCAACUAUGCUAAUGAUGGUGCUCAAUUUGUUUAUGGGGAAUUUCUCAUUUCCGAAGGAGUUUUUGCAUUUUUCGUUCUAACUGUGAUCUUCUUCUUCAGUUUUAUGAUUUCCGUUCUCUACUAUUUGGGUGUAAUGCAAUUUGUUGUGAUUAAAUUGGGAUGGAUUCUUCAGGUGUGCUUGGGUACAACGGUUUGUGAGAGUGUCAAUGCAGCUGGAAAUAUUUUCCUUGGUCAAACGGAAUCGCCACUCCUGAUUAGGCCGUAUUUGAAGAAAUUGACUAACUCAGAAAUGCAUUCAAUUAUGACAUCAGGAUUUGCAACGGUCGCUGGAUCCGUUUUAGCAGCAUACAUUUCAUUUGGUGCAAAUCCAGCAUACCUCAUAACAGCCACAGUUAUGGCAGCACCUGGAAGUUUAUGCUACUCCAAACUCUUCUAUCCGGAAACGGAGAAAAGUGCAACGAGUUCAGAUAAUAUUGAAAUGGAAAAAACAACGGAUUCAUCAAUUCUCGAUGCUGCCACAAAUGGUGCUGUAACCGCCAUUUCCCUUGUCUUGGGUAUUAUUGCCAAUUUAAUUGCCUUCGUGUCCUUUGUGGCAUUCCUCAAUGGUGUUUUGGGAUUCUUUGGUCAUCUCGUGGGGGCUGAUGAUAUUUCUCUGGAAGUUAUCUUUGGAAAAAUCUUCCUACCCAUUGCAUGGAUUAUUGGUGUGCCGAAUGAGGAUUGUGACAGAAUUGGACAAAUUAUUGGGAUUAAGACUGUUGUAAAUGAAUUUGUGGCCUACAAGGCGCUAGGGGAUGCCAUACGUGAGGGUCAAGAGAACCCAGCUGUUGCCCUUAAUCCACGAAGUAUUGCCAUUUGUACCUUUGCCAUUUGUGGCUUUGCCAAUCCAAGCUCUCUGGGCAUCAUGAUCGGUGGUUUGGGUGCCAUGGCACCGGAAAAGAGGUCAGCAAUUACAGCUGUAGCCAUUCGAGGUUUCAUUGCGGGGACAUGUGUGUGCUUCAUUACAGCCAGUAUUGCUGGUAUUCUUAUGGCUGACAAUAUGUUUGCCGAUUUUGAUAUUGGUAAUUCAACACGAAGAGUUUUUAUGUAAGUGCCAUUGAUUUUUUUUUUAGAUUUUAAUGAACAAAUUGUAAAGCAAUUAAAUAAAAUUUAGUUAUAUUUUAAUAUAU
Molecule: messenger RNA, 2250 nt
Organism: Lutzomyia longipalpis
Lineage: Eukaryota; Metazoa; Arthropoda; Insecta; Diptera; Psychodidae
Gene: CNT2
Product: solute carrier family 28 member 3
Exons: 8
Coding region: 345-2171 (608 amino acids)
Biological process (GO): nucleoside transmembrane transport
Cellular component (GO): membrane
Molecular function (GO): nucleoside:sodium symporter activity
Source: RefSeq, a predicted model, not a curated record